AUGCUAGGCGUUCUUCUCGCAACGUGGGUUGUGUUGCGAGUCAAGCGCGGGCCGGGCGUCACCCUCCGGACCCUGUUCAACCGCCAACCGAUUCCUGCCCGCAGACCCGAAAGCGACCCAUCUGACCCAGAGGCCGCAAAGUCCCUAGACGACCUGUCCCGUCAAGACAGCCUACCACAACACCCGUCUCCACGUCGCAUAUCCAAUGUCUCUCCGCGCCGACUCUCCCAGCGCAUGUCUCAGCACGAAUACAUGAGCCUCCACGAGAAGACAACCAACUCGCCAACGACCACCAUCCGCACCACACCGGCAGCAGACCACCCCCAAUCCUCCACUAACCCGGGGAGCCCGAUGAUCCCGCUGCGCCCGAUAGCACGGUUGGGGCCGGUCCGCACCAUGUCCGAGGCGGACAUCCGGCGCGUCCCCCCGCCGUCACCCCUUCGGCAUGCCGCCGCCGCUGUCGCCGGGCUACGCACGAGCACUCGAUCCGCGGGCACGGGCACGGGGAUGGGCACAGCGCCCCAGGCGAUCCAUCCGCCGGCGUGGAAUCUGCCCUGGAAGGACGAGGAGUUCUAUGUCCCUGAUAGUCCGGAGGACCAUAUCAUCGUUCUGCCCUCGCCACGUGAUUUGAAGACGUUCCGGUUGACAUUGCAUGCGUGA
Molecule: messenger RNA, 660 nt
Organism: Aspergillus brunneoviolaceus CBS 621.78
Lineage: Eukaryota; Fungi; Ascomycota; Eurotiomycetes; Eurotiales; Aspergillaceae
Exons: 1
Coding region: 1-660 (219 amino acids)
Source: RefSeq, a predicted model, not a curated record